Messenger RNA from Acanthosepion pharaonis, 1866 nucleotides. The record is from the annotation of a GenBank genome assembly. Lineage: Eukaryota; Metazoa; Mollusca; Cephalopoda; Sepiida; Sepiidae.
AUGGGAAGUUUUCAUAACUCUCCUAUUUUCUCCAUUCUCUCUUUCUCAAUUUCACGUAUUUUCCAAAUCGUCUCACGAGUCAUCUUCCAACACCCACUCCCUGAUUUUCAUAUUUUCUUUUCCCUAGCAAUUAUGAAAACCUGCUCAUAUCUAUCUAUCUAUCUAUCUAUCUAUCUAUCUAUCUAUCUAUCUAUCUAUCUAUCUAUCCAAGUUACUAGACCAAAAAGUUUUUCUUUGUUUAUUUGCUUCUUUCUUUCUUUCUUUCUUUCUUUUGUUGCUUCUUCCUUCUCUCUUUCUUUUUAUUCAUUCGUCUUUGUUCCUUUGUUUCUUUCUUCUUUUACUUCUUUGCUUUUUUUCUUUGCUUUUUUCCUUUCUUUCUUUCUUUCUUUCUUUCUUUCUUUUGUUGCUUCUUCCUUCUCUCUUUCUUUUUAUUUAUUGUUUUUCUCUCUAUUUUUAAUCGUUUUAAGUUUCUUUGUUUCUUUCUUUUACUUAUUUCCUUUCUUUUCUUUAUUAUUUGCUUUUUCCGUCUUAUUCUCUUUCUUUCUUUCUUUCUUUCUUUCUUUCUUUCUUUUUUUAUUUUUAAAAUUCGGACAAAACUUAUGGGAUGACCUGAUAUCUAUCUAUCUAUCUAUCUAUCUAUCUAUCUAUCUAUCUAUCAGCACUUCAUCCCAAAAAUAUUCCCUGAUUCUAUAUACGAAAUUAAGGGAACUGAUAGCCAGGAAUCGAGAUCUCAUCAAUUGCUCAUAUCUAUCUAUCUAUCUAUCUAUCUAUCUAUCUAUCUAUCUAUCUAUCUAUCUAUCUAUCUAUACCAGCCUGCUCAUAUCUAUCUAUCUAUCUAUCUAUCUAUCUAUCUAUCUAUCUAUCUAUCUAUCUAUCUAUCCCAGCCUGCUCAUAUCUAUCUAUCUAUCUAUCUAUCUAUCUAUCUAUCUAUCUAUCUAUCUAAAUCUGAAAUCCUCUCCCGCCAAGACUCACUCUCCCAGUCUGUUAUAUUUCUGUUUCACCAUUUCUUUCCUAUCUCUCUGGCUCCUUUAUCAUUUUCUUAUGAAUAUUAUAAAAAAACAUAAGGUGAUCUGCCAGUCUGCGACUUUGUCUGGAAUUCGGAGACCAGACACGAAGCAGUCGGCUAAUCCAAAUCAGACUUCUUUAGCGAUAAAACAAAACCAGCCACGGCGAGCCGACAUCUGUGUUGCCUUCCUGAUGUAUGAGGCCGCCAUUUUUCUUACCCGUUUAAAAUGGUUGAAAGCUGAAAUUGUUCUUUCUUACCUCCUGGGUAAUCUUCCCUUAAGAAGCGCUGCACUGGCAGUAUCUAUCUAUCUAUCUAUCUAUUUAUCUAUCUAUCCCAGCCUGCUCAUAUCUAUCUAUCUAUCUAAUCUAUCUAUCUAUCUAUCUAUCUAUCUAGUAUCUAUCUAUCUAUCUCAUAUCUAUCUAUCUAUCUAUCUAUCUAUCUAUCUAUCUAUCUAUCUAUCUAUCCACUUCUUUAAAAAAUCUAUCUAUCUAUCUAUCUAUCUAUCUAUCUAUCUAUCUAUCUCAUAUCUAUCUAUCUAUCUAUCUAUCUAUCUAUACAUGAAUACAUACAUACAUGAUGCAUACUUCUUUAAAAAUCUAUCUAUCUAUCUAUCUAUCUAUCUAUCUAUCUAUCUAAAUCUGAAAUCCUUUCCCGCCAAGACUCACUCUCCCAGUCUGUUAUAUUUCUGUUUCACCAUUUCUUUCCUAUCUCUCUGGCUCCUUUAUCAUUUUCUUAUGAAUAUUAUAAAAAAACAUAAGGUGAUCUGCCAGUCUGCGACUUUGUCUGGAAUUCGGAGACCAGACACGAAGCAGGUGAUGCCUCAAAUGGUUUGCUCGAUAUUUACAUUCUGCAAUUCUUAA